Messenger RNA from Williopsis jadinii, 942 nucleotides. It is a transcript of the gene MRPL15, whose product is annotated as mitochondrial 54S ribosomal protein mL57. Gene Ontology annotation, cellular component: mitochondrial large ribosomal subunit. Bases 155 to 862 code for a protein of 235 amino acids. Gene Ontology annotation, molecular function: structural constituent of ribosome; ribonuclease III activity. NCBI's taxonomy places the organism in Eukaryota, Fungi, Ascomycota, Saccharomycetes, Phaffomycetales, Wickerhamomycetaceae. The record is from RefSeq and is a predicted model, not a curated record. The transcript has a single exon. Gene Ontology annotation, biological process: mitochondrial translation; RNA processing.
CAGUGGAAGAGGCCAGCUAUAUUGGAAACUUCUGUAAAGCCAAUUGGAGUUAUUUGGCGUAUCAGCUUCUUUUGGACGUGUGCUUGAUUUGAGCUUGCCUUUCGAUUUUGUUGUGUUGGAUUUGAAGCGUUGUGUGAUGAACAGUAGCAUACGGAUGAUGUUGUCCCCGCUGGUGAAGACCAGCCAGCAACAGGCGACGAGACUCACGCCUUCUUCUCUGCUUGUGCUUAGACCUUGCCAGUGCACUGCUUCUCGUGGUGUUGGCUAUCUCCACAGAGGCUCGAGGGUACGUGGUCUUGUGCGUGAUGAGUCGGACUAUCUCGUGAGUCCUAAGGGAAUCCCCUACGGUGUCAGCGAGGAAUCGCUGUCACCUCUGAAGAGACUAUUGGGCGACCAAUACGCCCUACCAGAUGAGGUGUCAUUGCAGGUGCUGACGCAUAAGAGCUUUGCCCAUGGCAAGAAGCCCUUCAACGAGAAGCUGGCGGUGUUGGGGUCCCACUUCCUCAAAUACAAGAGCUCCAUCUAUACGAUCAACACCGACGGCCUGAACCACAUUGGAACGCAGGGCGCCAAACAGAUCAUCUCUGAAAGGGUUUUGGCCAAAUUCGUGGAGAACGCUGGUGUUGGCGAGUCCAUCUACUGGAAGAAGAGAGACCCACUACAAACCGACGCGAAGAAGAGCGGCCAGCACGCGGUAUACGCCAGAACAAGCGAGGCCAUCGUUGGUGCGAUAUUGCUGAACCACGGCAAAGACACCGCCUCCAGGUUUGUCUACGACGUUCUGCUCAACGGUGAAGAUGGCCUCGUCAAGGCGGCAUCCCAGAUCCGCUCAUCACAACCACAACCUCAGACCACCGCCUAAAGAGCACAUCCUUAAGCGGCAGCCGCCCCAGAGCUCCCGCCUGCCGCCCUAGAGCGCCCGCCUAGAGACCUCCUCCUCCU